AUGAGUUCAUACAAUCCUGAAACAAAAAUUUGGUCGAGCAAAGGUCAACCAUCAAUUUACAAUCCAAAAGCAAGUCUCGGUGAACUUGUUUUACAUUCUCUAAAAAGAAAUCCCGAUAAAGUUUGUGAAAUAAGUGACGAUUAUGGAACUCAACUUACAUUCAGCGAACUUAUGAAACGAAGCAUUCAAGUUGCUGAAGCUUUAAAAGAAGAUUAUGGAGUGAAGUUUGGAGAUGUUGUUUCGAUCGUCAGCAAGAAUAAUCCUGAAGUGUCUUCUGUCGUAUUUGGAUGUAUUUUCAAUGGAUGUGUUAUUAAUUCGUUGGAUAUGUUGCAUGCUCAAAUCGACUUUGAUCAUCUGAUUGGAUUGAUGAAACCAAAAUUUGUAUUUGUUGAAGUUGAAGUGAUUGAAAAAGUUCAAAGCGCGAUUAAUAAACACAAACUUGAUACGACAUUUUUCUGCUUUACGGACAUUAAUGGGAAAACUCAUUCCGGAAUUACGCCAGUUCGAAGUUUCUUUGAGAAAGUUCUUGAUUUUAAGGUUGAAGAUUACCUUCCUGCUUUUGUUGAGGACACCUCGAAGCAGAUUGCCUUCAUCAUGUGCUCCUCUGGAUCAACAGAUGUGAGCAAAGGAGUUUGUUUAUCACACGCUCAAAUAAUUUCUCAAGCAUCACGUCUCUUUGAAUUUUACGAGUAUGACAUUACGUAUGUUUCAAGCACGUUAUACGGUAUUACGGGAUUCGCGAAUUUGUUAAGAGCAACUAUUGAGGGAGCAACUCGUAUUAAUUCAACGAAACCUGUAAAUCCUGAGUUGUUCUUCUAUUUGAUCAAAAAAUACAAAGUUAGUUUUACAUUUGUAACACCUGCACUUAUCGCUCAAUGUUUGGAUUCUUCAGAGCUGUCAAAUGCAAAUCUUUCAUCUGUAACUCGAUGUUAUACUGGCGGAAGCCUUUUACUUGGAGAACUUCAAAUUUCGUUUGAAAAACAUUUGAUAAAUGGAAAGCUUGUUGUUUGUUAUGGAAUGACUGAAACUGCAACAGCAUCGACUCGUAAUUCUGUUGGAAAACCUGGAUCUGUUGGUAUUUUACAAAAUGAAACUAAAAUGAAAAUUGUUUCAAGUGAGGGAAAAUUGUUAGGUCCAAAUGAACAAGGGGAAAUUUGUAUCUCGAGUUCUUAUCUAUGUCUUGGAUAUUACGGGGAAGAAGAAAAAACAAAGAAACUUUUCGAUAAAGAUGGUUGGAUUUGUUCAGGAGACUUGGGAUAUUUUGACGAAGAAGGUUACUUGUUCAUUGUUGGAAGAAUUAAAGAACUCAUCAUAUACAAAGGAGCACAUAUUGCUCCCGGAUCAAUUGAAAAACUCGUCAAAGAGUACACAGGCUUAUCUCAAGUUUGUGCAGUUCCUAUUGAAGAUUACAAACAAGGAACUGAAUUACCAGCUGUAGUUGUAAUUCGCCCGAAAGAUUUCCCGUUAAGUCAAGAAGAGAUUGUGAAAGUUCUCGACGAGAAAUUAGAUUAUAAAAGAAAACUUUUAGGAGGUGUAUAUUUCGUUGACAUCUUUCCACAGACUGCCACAGGAAAAGUUUUACGAAGAGAAUUAAAGGUAUUAGCUAAUCGUUUAUACUUAAGUAAAAAACAAAAUGAUGAGAAGAUGAUGUAA
Culicoides brevitarsis is the source of this 1653-nucleotide messenger RNA. RefSeq names its product probable 4-coumarate--CoA ligase 1. Gene Ontology annotation, molecular function: long-chain fatty acid-CoA ligase activity. Lineage: Eukaryota; Metazoa; Arthropoda; Insecta; Diptera; Ceratopogonidae. The coding region runs from base 1 to 1653 and encodes 550 amino acids. The transcript has a single exon. Gene Ontology annotation, biological process: fatty-acyl-CoA biosynthetic process; long-chain fatty acid metabolic process. The record is from RefSeq and is a predicted model, not a curated record.